AUGAGAGGUUCAUUCGGGCAACCCUCCAACCACUCGGCGGCGGUCCUCGGACGCAGACGUGCCUCCAUCGAGGCCCUUGCGAACUCGUCCUGGGACGAUGAGGCUCUCCCAAGGAGUGACCUCGCGAAACUCAAGGAACGCAAGGAGGCGGAGGACCUAAAAGCAAAAAAGGAGGAGAAAAAGGAAGAGGAAACAAGCCGCCGACAGCUACCUAUCCCCAAGGACCUCGCCAAAUGCCUUGCCGACCUGACCCUUGGCAUCGGCCGGCUGCAGGCUGAGUUGGAAGAGGCCCGGAAGCAGAGCAAAGAGAAGGAGGAGCGGCCGCUUCCUCCCGCAGGGCCCCCGCCGGGCCUGGCCAACGAAAUGCAAGGCCGGCAUCCGGGCAAGUUGGUGCUGGAGGAGCAGUGGCAAGCCAGCCCCACGAGCACGGAGAUUGGUCUCCCCGGAUCCCUGGAGUCGGCUUUCGAGUCGGAGUUCGGCGGCAGCAAGGAGGAGUCACCCAACCACGAAGAGAACACGGGCAGCUCCUCGCCAGAUGCCGGCUCGGUGCUGAAGAAACUAGGUCAGGAGAGGAAGAUGAGGCGCGUAGGAACUCAGGAGUUGAAGGACGAGUUCGGGACCGGGCGAGGGAACGUGGCUGCCGAGCUCCACUUCGAGCACUUGGAAAGCAAGCAUGACACUCGCGACUUCCAGUCGCUUUCAUGCGACAAGAUCAACCAGCUGAAGUCCGAUCCUCAUGGGCUGGAGGAGUAUGAAAAAUCCCAGUUCAAGGAUGCUAUCAGGCAGCUGUUUGAAGUCGAUCCUUCUGACACCCUCUUGCGGCGCUUUGUGAACGGAGUCUUCUUCAAGGCGAUGUGCAUGAUCGCGAUUGGAACAAACACCUGUUACCUAGGGAUAGCAGCGGACUGGAAUGUCCGAAACAGCUUCAAGCCCAUCGAUUGCGCAGCUCAUGGUUUGGUUUGCGGCAAGGACCCAGAGGCUACCUACAUAGAUAUCGUAUUCGCCGCGUGGUUUGGCACCGAAAUCCUCCUCCGGAUCCUUGUGGACGGCUGCCGCUUCUUUACCAACGACGAGAAGUACUGGAACAUUUUCGAUUUCCUCCUCGUGGCCGAGUCCUUGGCGAGCCUCACGUUAAACACCGGGAAUUUGAGUCUACUCCGGAUCUUUCGAGUGUUCCGUUUGAUCCGAAUUGUCAGACUGGUCCGGACUGUCAAAGCGUUACGCCGGUUGCGGACGAUGAUCUUCUCCAUCUUGAACUCUUUCGUCGAUCUCCUUUGGGCGAUCGUGGUGGUGAUUUUGAUUAUCUACAUCUUUAGCAUCAUUUUCAGCAACGCCGUCGCGUUGUACUUCGACGAGGUGCACAUGGGCCUGGACGAUUUAGACAACGGCAACAAGACGCUGGUCAUACAACAGGCAACAGACGUGAACAUGGAAUUCGGCGACCUCUACAGUUCCAUACUCGCUCUCUGGUCAGCUGUGAGUGGCGGAAAUGACUGGAUGAUGUAUGGUUCUCUGCUGAGAGGCAUAAGCCACGGCGAGCUUUACUUCGUCAUCUUCAACUUCUACAUCGCGUUCUGCGUGAUUGGAAUGUUCAAUGUGGUCACAGGUGUCUUCGUGGACAGCGCCGUUUGUUGCAGGACAGAAGACGAGGUGGUUCAAGGUUACAUCGAUGACCUGAGGAAUACGACCCGAGAGAUCAAGUCCUUCUUCCAGACUGCCGACACCGAUCGGUCCGGGACGCUGACAUACGAGGAGUUCAAGAAGCAGCUGGACGACCCUCUCGUCAAGGCAUACUUCUCUGGGCUGGACAUUGACCCAUCGGAGGCCUCGAUCAUCUUUGCGAUCUUGGACGCAGACAAGAGCGAUGAGCUCAAGAUUGAUGAGUUUGUGAACGGCACCAUGAAGCUGAAAGGAGCUGCCACGAAGUUGGAUGUCAUGACAAUGAUGUUCGACAACACCAAGCAAACCAUCAAGUUCAACAACCUGUGCGAGUUUGUGGAGCAGGAGUUCACAGACAUCAGGAAAGGGCUGCUCCUGCUCGCGAGGAACGUCCAAGAAGUCCGGACCGAGGCCGCAGCUGCUAUCGAGCUGUCCGCAGCUUCCGCGGCCUCGCCGCCGGCGUCGCCGUCGGCUGCGUCCCCUGCGCCCCCGGAAACCACGGCACCAUCGCUGCUCCAUGAGGAGGAUGGCGAGUCCAGGAGGCCGCGCUCAGGCCAUCCAAGCCGCCGGAAACCGAGCAGCGUCCACCGAGUCCCGAGCUCGGCCAUCCGCGUGAGACCCCGCUCCUGCACGCCGGAUUCGAGGGCGGAGGGCGAGGACCGCAGCCCAUCGCCAGAGAGGAGGCCAGAGAGGAACCUUGUCAGGGUCAGUGGGCAUGAGCCGUUUUAG
Messenger RNA from Symbiodinium sp. CCMP2592, 2388 nucleotides. Lineage: Eukaryota; Dinophyceae; Suessiales; Symbiodiniaceae. The record is from the annotation of a GenBank genome assembly.